UAGCUGUCCAGCAACUACUUCAGGUUGAAUCAGAGGAGUUUCUUCACUCUAGUUUAUAAAGAAACCUGGGUCUCCUUAUAUAAAGCUCCCUGGUGCAGUGCUCCUUCCAGCAUUGGCUUCUUGCUGCACCCCAGGCUUCAGUGCAUCCUUCAUUUGGUGCAGGUGAGCUUGGGAAGAUGACGAAGCUGGAAGAUCACCUGGAUGGCAUUAUCAACAUCUUUCAUCAGUAUUCAGUCAGGCUGGGACAUUCUGAUACCCUCAGCAAGGGAGAGCUGAUGCAAUUGAUCACAAAGGAACUUGCAAACUUCCUCCAGCAUGUAAUAGAUCAAGCUUCUGUGGACAAAAUAUUCAAAGAUCUGGAUGCGGAUCAAGAUACACAGGUCAACUUCAGUGAAUUUGCAAAUCUGAUGAUCACUCUACUGUUGGCAACUCAUGAAGAAUUCCACAGAGGGUAGAGAGUGGUGAUGCCCCCCCCUCCCAGCAAUGUCUUCAAGACCUCUUUCUUCUCUUCACCAGUAUGUCGCCUUGCCUGGGAGAAGUGACAACUAAUAAAUGCAUUUUUGAAAAAUC
Messenger RNA from Erinaceus europaeus (western European hedgehog), 570 nucleotides. It is a transcript of the gene S100A12, whose product is annotated as S100 calcium binding protein A12. Bases 177 to 455 code for a protein of 92 amino acids. The transcript has 3 exons. Gene Ontology annotation, cellular component: cytoplasm; extracellular exosome. NCBI's taxonomy places the organism in Eukaryota, Metazoa, Chordata, Mammalia, Eulipotyphla, Erinaceidae. Gene Ontology annotation, biological process: antimicrobial humoral immune response mediated by antimicrobial peptide; positive regulation of canonical NF-kappaB signal transduction; endothelial cell migration. The record is from RefSeq and is a predicted model, not a curated record. Gene Ontology annotation, molecular function: calcium ion binding; RAGE receptor binding.